Pocillopora meandrina is the source of this 405-nucleotide messenger RNA. NCBI's taxonomy places the organism in Eukaryota, Metazoa, Cnidaria, Anthozoa, Scleractinia, Pocilloporidae. The record is from the annotation of a GenBank genome assembly.
AUGUUUUCAUUUGUAGCAAGAAGACUUGCCAAGAACGAUGCCCAUACGUUAAAGGCAUUGAAGAUUAAAGUAUCAUACACCCCUUCUGUAUUAGUAGAGGAAUUGUCAUUUGUGUUCGAGGUCAAAGCGUGGAUGGAGAACUCCAUGAAUUACAUAUCAGGCCACAUCCACCAAGCCGUUUUCAAAAUUCAAAACGACAACGGUAACUCCAAGCUGUUUUACGAGAAGUGGUCCACCUCAGCUGUCUGGCGGCCUGAUGGCGGGAUACAUCUCAUCUCGCCCAUAUUAAGAGGAGGUCCCAAGCUUGUCAAACCGAACAGUCACGAUGGCGUGUACCUUGACAAGCUUGAAAUGGACCUCCCAAAAUACGCCAUGAAAUUGCAAGACUCAGAAAUAGUAUGGUAG